Messenger RNA from Ruditapes philippinarum (Manila clam), 2891 nucleotides. RefSeq names its product decapping and exoribonuclease protein-like. NCBI's taxonomy places the organism in Eukaryota, Metazoa, Mollusca, Bivalvia, Venerida, Veneridae. Gene Ontology annotation, biological process: NAD-cap decapping; nuclear-transcribed mRNA catabolic process. Bases 203 to 1441 code for a protein of 412 amino acids. Gene Ontology annotation, molecular function: mRNA 5'-diphosphatase activity. The record is from RefSeq and is a predicted model, not a curated record. Gene Ontology annotation, cellular component: cytosol; nucleus. The transcript is spliced from 9 exons.
UAAGUUUUAACAUGUGACCCAGGCAUAUAAAAAGAAACUGCAUACCAGACAUUGAUUUACAGUGCGCGUUUUCUUUGUCGUACAACAUUAAUAUUUUAAGUGUACAACGAAACAUUAGAAGUACUUGUUUUAUAACAUAUAAUAUUUAAAUAUAUAACAGGAAAAUAUUUUCUGACUUACGUAUUGAUAAAAUCGAUUAAAAAUGGAUUCUUAUCUUUCAAUAAAUUUUUCAGAAUUGGAUCGCCCCUCUGUACCCUUUAAAGAUCCAAAGGAAAUAGGAUCUUUUUCGCUCGAUAUCAACAGUGCUUUUGAGAAUUCUAGAAAAAGUUUAAAGUAUUUUGUCAGGCCUUCAAACCCAAAAAACGUAAGAUUUGAUUUACGGCGAGGAUUUGAUACAAGAAUUAUAAAAGAAAAAGGAAAUGACAUUAAUGUUUUGCACUGGAUAAAUGCCAAUAUUGAUAAGUUUCCAAUAAAUCCAGACGAAGCUACUACAAGGCAAUGUGAAGGAGCCUCGGGACAAGUAAGUUCAAAGGAUGCUACAAAACACCAGGGAAGACAGCAAGAGGAUGACCAAGAAUGCACUGACCAACAACUUGAAGAUUUAGAGACUGAGCUAAGGGGAAUGAAGAUCAAUAAAAGCGGGGAAAGUUUGAGAGCAAAUCCGAGAAAGCUUGGUGUGGAUUUUGUGUGUCGACGUGGAUUGCUCACUAAAGUAAUGCUAUCACCGUAUGAGGACAAAGAGGGCUGGUUCAUUGCUGUUGUUAAUUACAACGGGACCUACUACAUCAAUGAAAUUCUUACAGAAGAAAGAAAACGACGAGAGGCAGAAGUUAAAAAUGAUGAAAUGAGUUGUUGGGGGUGGAAAUUUGAACAAUACCUUACAGCAGAUACCAAGGAUGGACAGCCGAAUACUGAUGUACCGUACAACAACUGUGAAAAACUUUAUACGGUUGUUAAAACAGAACUAAACAAGCAUUCUUUAGUUUAUUCCGGUGAGAUAGACGCACUUAAUAUUGAUGAAGCCAAUGGUGACUACUACAUGGAGUUCAAAACAACUAAGGAAUUUGCUCAUCAAGGCCAUAUCAAAACGUUCAAAAGGUUCAAGACAAAAAAGUGGUGGGCACAAAGUCACCUUAUUGGAAUAAAGACUAUCGUCUGUGGAUUUAGAGAUGAAAGUGGUGUUGUUAAACGGUUGGAAUUCUAUGACACAAAGUCGUUGCCAGAUUUUGCUAGAGAUGUGUAUAUUCCAUGGAAACCAAACGUGUGUACAAAUUUCCUGGAUAAAUUUCUCACAUUUAUCAAAGACUCCAUAAGGAUCGACGACCCCAAAAUAGUGCAUACACUGAAGUGGUCACCGGAUACACGAAUCGUGUGCAGUCAACCGCUCAAGAACUCGGAAUACAAUUUUCUGCCACAGUGGUACAUUGAUGGAUCUGCUUAAUUGCAAUUUCAUACUGAACACUUGCUCCUUGCACAAAAAAUGAUGUCGAUUAACUGGGGUUUUUUUUGGGGGUGGGGGGUGUUGGUGUUUUUAUUGUUGUUGUUGUAGUUUUGUUAUAUCUUGAUAAAUAGUUAGAGGUAAUUUUUAUGCAUUGCGAUUUCAAUAUACAAACGAAUACAUAGCUGUUAAACGCCAGCUAUCCAAUGAUUUAUAUUGGAUGAAUCCAUGGUGUAAACGCUUGAAGUUUAUUGGUUACAAUAAGUUUAAAGGUUAAGAUUAAGGUUUAUAUUUAACAAAGACAAAAAAGUAAUAUUUGACAUUUACUAAAAGUUUUACAGAUUGAUGCUUAAAACAUCAUAUUUAAUAUAUUAUUAUAGUGUUUUGUAUUUAUUUUUCUGAACAGUAACGAAUAAAUGCAAAGUCAAUUCAUGAAAACAUUACCUUGGAUUGUUUGAUGAACUGGUCCAUUUUAUGCAAAAUUGUUACAUUAUGUCUAACUGUGGGGAUUGAACGUUACAAAAAAAAGUUAUUGCAUUCCGACGUUUCUAUAUAACAAAAAAGUGGUAAGUUUGAUACAAAAUUGACUAAAGUAAGGAAUUUUAAAUUUUUAUAUCUACGUUCGUGUUACACAUUUAAUGUUUUUUAUAUUAAUGUCAUCAUUGUACAUGUUUUUUUUUUUUACUUUUGUCUGUUAUUCGUCUAAUUACCUAUUAUUUUUCUUUUGCUGUAUCUACAUACAGUCAGCUAAGUUUAUAGUGCGAAUGCUUUCAUGUUUAAAUCAAAGAUUAAUCUGUUAGGCAUUUUGAUAAUUUCUUAGUUUUUUUUUCUUUUCACUUGAAUAACAGUUGUCUUCAAACUUUACUGUCUGUACGUAUGGAUGCAAAUUAUGCUGCAAGUAUAUAAUGAACGUUUAAGGACCAUUAACUUAGUAAAUGGUGGGCAAGAAGUUGUAUAUUUUACAAAAGAUCCUCCUGACUUGAAGAAUAGAAGGGAAAAUUAUAUUUUAAUUUCAUUUUAUUUUUGCUUCUCUUCUACUCCUUCAUUUAAGUAUGUUUUACUUAUUUUUACGAUUUUUACGAUUAUUACUUUAAGCUUUUUAACAGUACUAUCAGUUUUUUUUUAUUUAUUGUUAUCUUUUAAAACAUAUUCAUAUUUCUCAUUUUUCUUAUUUUAAAAAAAUUCUUUCUUUAUUAAAUGAGCUUCUCAUAUAAGUACAAAAAUAAACUCAUAUCAGUACAAAAAGACUAAUAUUAUAGAUUAUAUAAUAGAUAAGGUAAACGGUAAAGAAUUUUUAAGACAUUUUCUAUUCUUAUCUUAUGCUUCAUUUUGGAUACAUAGUAUAUUGUAUACUAUUUGAUUUUACGUAUAUAUUGCAUGCAUAUGAGGAAAAAUAGAUAUGUAUAAACAAAUAAUUAAAAAUAUGUUUAAAAGAAUAAAGAUAAGAAAUAAA